Messenger RNA from Lottia gigantea (owl limpet), 498 nucleotides. RefSeq lists its product as hypothetical. The annotation marks the transcript as partial. The record is from RefSeq and is a predicted model, not a curated record. The transcript has a single exon. Lineage: Eukaryota; Metazoa; Mollusca; Gastropoda; Lottiidae.
AUACUGUAUUUUCCCUAUACUGUAUUUUCCUUAUACUGUAUUUCCCUAUACUGUAUUUCCCUAUACUGUAUUUUCCCUAUACUGUAUUUUACCAUACUGUAUUUUCACAUACUGUAUUUUCACAUAGUGUAUUUCCCUAUACUAUAUUUCCCCAUACUGUAUUUCCCUAUACUGUAUAUUCCUUAUACUGUAUAUUCCCCAUACUGUAUUUUCCCCAUACUGUCUUUGACUUAUACUGUAUUUUCCUAUACUAAAUAUUCUCCAUUUUCCCUAUACUGUAUAAUCCCCAUGCUGUAUUUGCCUUAUACUGUAUUUUCCUUAUGCUGUAUUUUCCCCAUACUGUAUUUUCCCCAUACUGUAUUUUCCCCAUACUGUAUUUUCCCUAUACAGUAUUUUCCUUAUACUGUAUUUUUCCUAUACAGUAUUUUCCCUAUACUGUAUUUUCCCUAUACUGUAUUUUCCCCAUACUGUAUUUUCACAUACUGUAUUUUCACAUAG